Molecule: messenger RNA, 414 nt
Organism: Anopheles maculipalpis
Lineage: Eukaryota; Metazoa; Arthropoda; Insecta; Diptera; Culicidae
Product: transcription factor 15
Exons: 2
Coding region: 7-414 (135 amino acids)
Biological process (GO): developmental process; regulation of transcription by RNA polymerase II
Molecular function (GO): RNA polymerase II transcription regulatory region sequence-specific DNA binding; DNA-binding transcription factor activity, RNA polymerase II-specific; protein dimerization activity
Source: RefSeq, a predicted model, not a curated record
CGUAAGAUGAGCGGCCGCAACCGACGCAGCACCAGCAGCACCAGCACGUCCGGCGAAUCGGGCAAGGAUCCACUGCUAACCUUCGACCAACGGUUGCAGGCGAACGCACGGGAGCGCUACCGUACGCACAGCAUUGCUCGGUUGGAUGUUUACAGCGUUAACUCGGCGUUCAACAAUCUGCGCCAGCUGAUACCGACGGAACCGCACAAUCGGAAGCUGUCCAAGAUCGAAACGUUACGGCUGGCGAAGAGUUACAUCUCGCACCUGAUCGCGGUACUGGUCACUGGGAACGGUCAGCGGCCGUGCGUCGACACAAUCAACCAAGAGUCUACCCUCGGGCGGGACGAACCGGACACGUCCACCGCGUACCGGCAAUCAAUCUGCACGUUUUGUGUCACGUUCGACAAGUGCUAA